AUGGACAAGGCUCAUCCACUAAGUUUCCCAAUGGUGAUACGAUCACUAAACAUAAAAGAUGACCCAUUCCGUCCAGAAGAAGAAAACGAAGAAAUUUUAGGCUCUGAAGCGCCAUACUUGAAUGCCAUUGGUGCUUUAAUAUACUUAGCAAAUAAUACAAGACCUGAUAUAGCAUUUUCUUCAGGAAAUAAUGCCAUACUUAUUGGAUAUGCUGAUGCAGGAUAUCUAUCUGAUCCACAUAUGGCCAAGUCACAAACUGGAUAUAUAUUUACAUAUGCAGGAACCGCAAUAUCUUGGAAAUCAACGAAACAAACUCUAACAGCUACAUCCUCAAAUCAUGUAGAACUUAUAACUUUAUAUGAAGCCAUUCGAGAGUGUGUAUGGUUGAGAUCCAUGAUUGACAAACUCCAAGAAGAUUGUGGUUUAAACGAUACAACUAGGGCACCAACUACAAUUUAUGAAGAUAAUGAUAAAGAUAAAAAGAUAAAAGUCCAAGAAAUUCAAUCAUGUGAAAACCCCGCUGAUUUAUUCACAAAGUAA
This is a messenger RNA of Amaranthus tricolor (Joseph's coat), 540 nucleotides long. RefSeq names its product secreted RxLR effector protein 161-like. The record is from RefSeq and is a predicted model, not a curated record. Bases 1 to 540 code for a protein of 179 amino acids. The transcript is spliced from 3 exons. Lineage: Eukaryota; Viridiplantae; Streptophyta; Magnoliopsida; Caryophyllales; Amaranthaceae.